CUCUGACACUCUGUGUUCAUGCUUGUCAUUGAAAUUGAUCGAUGAUCAUCUUUGUCAAUGUCAAAGAAUGUGUCAGUGAUAUUAUUUACGAAUUUCGGUUUAUUGAUUAAUUUGCCUUAUAAUAUUAUAUUAUAAUAUUAAACUCAGAAUAAAUAACAGCGGUUGCAUCAGAAUUAUUAGUUGACAUAUUCGUUGAGAACAUGAAACUGCAAACCGAUUUGGCAUUCGAUGUUUACGAACGAUUUUAAAAGAUUUAAAUACAUAAACUAUUAUAUGAUCGAAGAUAUACUUUAAGCGUGAACCUUGGAGUGAUAACAGAAAAGAUAAAAUAAAUUCACUAACGAAUAGCUUUUGCAUAUCGAAGCAGUGGAUACAAAUUAGAGACAAGUAUUUACUUACUUUGUCAAAAUGACAACAAAUGAAAAGCCACUACAAGUGCAUCAUUGCUUAUUAAUGCUAAAUAACAUCCAAACACAUAUUCUAUCAUGUGGAAGUCCAUUUGACUGUAAUGGGAAGGAUGUGAUCAUCUGUAUUCCUGGGAAUCCAGGAAUAUCCGAUUUCUACAGAGAAUUUGCUGUUAAAUUACACCGCUUUACCAAUUUACCUUUGUGUGUAAUAGGUCAUGCUGGUCAUGAAGUAGUUCCACAUGAACAGUCUAAUGUCCUAAAAAGCCAGGAGCACCUUUUUGAUCUCGAAGGUCAAAUCAAACAUAAGCUGGACUUUCUCAAUAAAUGCAUCGACAAUCGAAGCAGGUUACAUUUCAUUGGACAUUCCAUUGGAGCAUGGUUUAUAUUAGAAAUUCUGCGUGAUCAUGAAAGUAUACUCAACAGAGUUGCUUCUGUCAAUCUAUUAUUUCCAACUCUGCAAAAAUUGGGAGAAACUAGAAAUGGAAAAUUUAUAACCCACUUUGUGAAAGUUAUCCACAGCUUAGUAUUAUUUUUAUUUCUUUUGGCUUAUUUGUUACCAGAUCCAGUAGUAUUCUUUUUAGUUAGACUUUAUUUAAAAUUUAAUUCAUACCCAAUGUAUAAUUUUAUUGGUGUAAACAAGCUUUUAAAUGUAGAAGUUGGAGAGAAAAUGUUACAUUUGGCUUAUGAUGAAAUGAAUAAUGUAAAAAAUUUGAAUGUUGAGGUGUUAGACAAAAUUAAACAUAAGACAAAUGUAAUAUACAGUAAUAAAGAUAACUGGGCCCCAGUGUCUUACAUGGAGGACCUGAAACAGUUUGAACCAGAUCUCAAAAUGACAAUGGUGGAUAUUGAUCAUGCAUUUGUUUUGAAAUCAUCAGAACCAGUAGCUGAUAUGGUGGCACAGUUUAUAAAUCCAUUAGCCCCACAAUCAUGUGAUCAGGAAUAAUAAUUUUUAGAGGGUACCCAAAAUAAUAAUUACAACUGUGAAAUAUUUUAAUAACAUAUUUUAUCUCAUCUAUUGACCUCAUAUUAGAAUGUACUUAGUAUGUUUCCAUAGUCGGCUGGUGGAUGUUAGGACACACUUAAUUAAUUUGAGCAACUCAUACCUAGCAGACAGUAAUAGAUGUAAGGGAAUAGUUAAUUUUUUAUUUUUGGUGAUAUUGUGUUGUUUAUAUAUAACCUAUGGUCCUGCAGCAAACAUAAUAUUGCGUCCUUAUGAAAUAAAAUACUGUAGAAAGGGUAACUUACUUAAAAUUUGUUUAAGGUCUAAAGAUCAACUAUAAGUAUAACCAUUUGUUGGAACAUAUUUAACCCAUGUGAUAUCAUUAUUUUAAGCUAUUUAAAACCUAUUUUGUUUUGGUAAGAUAUAUUUUGUUUGAAAGAAAGGACUCCAAGGGUCUUCAUAUAAAACUGAUUUUCUGAUAGUAAUUCUAUUCAGCAUUUAAAAUAUUUUUAUUAUAACCAGCUUAACUGAUAAUAGCUACUUUCUGAAAGAUAGGUUGUUACUGGUUACUACGUAGAAAUGAAAAUGUUAUUUGUAGUUUAAGGAUUUUUAAGUGAAAGUAAGAAAAGAGGCAAAAACAGCUAAUUAAAAUCAAUAAAUCGAUUAUGACAAUAGAAAGAUCUGGGCCAUUUGGGCCGAUAGAGAAAACAGAGUUUUUUUUUUUAGAUUUGCUGUUUGAUUGCAUUUACCAGGAUUUGUCUGGUGGUUUAAAUACCUACACAAUGUAAAUUUUAACUAAGCAAAUUUUUGUCUAGUGAAAAAAAAAGUUAACUGUCUCUGGGAAAACGUUGGGGAGGCGGAUGUCUGUAUCUCUAAAAGUCAGUAAAAGUGAACUAUAACGACCAGGGCGCCGUUUUGGAUAUUUACAAUGGCAAUUGGAUUAAAUUUUAAAAUUCAUUAUAUUAACCUUAAGUGUGCCGUGCCAUACUGAAUUUCUAAUUAUUGUUUAGGAUAAAUGCUUAAUAGAAUAAAAAAAAUCAUUUUUAGCCAAUUUUCAUUCAUCCCUCGGCCAUUGUAAAUAGCAGAAUUGCCCUGCCCUGAAGAUAGGGAGGAAUACCUACAUUCCUACAGUCUAGCAUAGCUUGCCUCUCUUAUUCAUAAACCCUUUUAAUUUAUUCAACCAUUUGUUAAACGACUUCAAAGGUGAGAGGCCUAAAUUGGAAAGUAUUUUACUUAAUUAAAACUAGAGCUCGAGCGGCCUAGUCGCUAGUGGUAGCUGUGUUAUAAUUAUUGAUAAUUCUAAUCUAUCCAUAGGUUAUUACUAAUAACCUCCGAUAAUAGCAAGCGCAAACGAUUUUGAUAAGGUUUAGAUAUUAUAUUAAUAACAUUUAAUUAAUCCGAUUGCUAAACACGUUUUGAUUGUUUAGGUCUUUUGACAUAAAGUUAGAUGCAUUUUACAAUGAUGCCACUCAACAAAAGAUAACUCUCGCUGACUAGCUGAUGAUAUCUACUUCGGAAUAAACAUUCCUGAUUAUAUCUUAUAGGUAUAUUUAGGUACAAGUUAUGAUCAUCACUGGGUAUCGUGCGGAUUUUUCCACACGGUUGUUUUGCGGUCCACAGACUACACCCCACAUUUCUAUAAAUUUGUUUAUUCAAUAAAUUCAUGAACUACCUACCUACUUCAGAAGGAGGGUUUCUCUUUUCGGUUGAUAUUUUUUGCUUUAGUACUUAAAAUUAAGUAAAACACCGCAACGAUCUGAAAAUAUUUACCCAAAAUUUAUCUUUCAUUAUCAUUGUAAAUGUUGACUCUCUUUGUUGCAGAACUGUGGGUUAAUGGUUGUUGUUGUUUUAUAUAAAUAUGUUUUUAUUCGUCUUUUAAGUUGCCAACAUGUCAAUCUGCAUAUUUUACCUUAAAUCUGCAUUUCUUAUUUUUUUUUUGGGCUGUGUCAAUUUACUAAAAGGGAUUAUGAUAAGUGUAGCUAUUCCAUUUUUAUACGUAAUAUGUAAGUCUAUUUACUAUAUUAUAGGCACUAAAUUACCUAUGUAUCAUAAAAUGAAUUGUGAAAACCAAGUGCUAGUCAAUAAAUUUUGUAACUUACUUAUGA
Trichoplusia ni (cabbage looper) is the source of this 3452-nucleotide messenger RNA. It is a transcript of the gene sturkopf, whose product is annotated as lipid droplet-associated hydrolase. Lineage: Eukaryota; Metazoa; Arthropoda; Insecta; Lepidoptera; Noctuidae. The record is from RefSeq and is a predicted model, not a curated record. Gene Ontology annotation, molecular function: lipase activity. Gene Ontology annotation, cellular component: lipid droplet. Gene Ontology annotation, biological process: lipid storage. The coding region runs from base 409 to 1350 and encodes 313 amino acids. The transcript has 2 exons.